Molecule: messenger RNA, 495 nt
Organism: Symbiodinium sp. CCMP2592
Lineage: Eukaryota; Dinophyceae; Suessiales; Symbiodiniaceae
Source: the annotation of a GenBank genome assembly
AUGGGCGAGGAAUCUCUGUCGGCGGUUGCCAAUCCCAUCUUCAAGGCAAUCGAGUCGAACCUGGGCCAUGCCCAGAACACGACGCUAGCACCGACAGUGCCUCCAGAGAUCCACACGAACUUCAAAUUUCCAACGAUUCCAUAUGGAGCUGAGACCACCAUCAUUCCAGUGGCGAUUCCGGUAUUCAGGCAUGGUAAGAAGGAGGCAGCAGUGCAGAAACUGGAGGUCUUCGCUGUCUUCUUCUUGGCCAUUGCCAUGUGGGUGCUCCCCUUCGUGUUGAUCAACCGCGGCAUUUGCUGCAGAUGCUUUCAGCGCUGGCUGUCCCGGCAUCUCAGCUGUUAUUGCUUCCUUGGCUUCCUGUUCGUCAUAAGCGCGGUGGGCAUCAUGAUCGCCAAAGAGCCGGACGUGAAUGCCAAUGAUGUGUUCUUCGCCUUCGCCGCGGCCCUAUGCGAUUUGAUCGCUUCGCCCCUGAGUAUAUUUCUUAAUGCCUACUAA